Orussus abietinus is the source of this 698-nucleotide messenger RNA. RefSeq names its product 40S ribosomal protein S13 (gene RpS13). NCBI's taxonomy places the organism in Eukaryota, Metazoa, Arthropoda, Insecta, Hymenoptera, Orussidae. Gene Ontology annotation, molecular function: small ribosomal subunit rRNA binding; structural constituent of ribosome. Gene Ontology annotation, cellular component: ribosome; nucleolus; cytosolic small ribosomal subunit. Bases 123 to 578 code for a protein of 151 amino acids. The record is from RefSeq and is a predicted model, not a curated record. The transcript is spliced from 3 exons. Gene Ontology annotation, biological process: translation.
CCUGGAUGUUUUUCCCGCGAUUAUAAAAGAUGGCGCCACUUUCGUGAAUCGGUUGAUGCUGAUCACUUCCUCGUUCUUCUGCGAAAGCGUGAGUGUCUUUUAGUGAAGAAAAACCUGGCAUCAUGGGUCGUAUGCACGCGCCUGGAAAGGGUAUAUCCCAAUCAGCGCUUCCAUAUAGGCGGAGUGUACCGACAUGGCUGAAAUUAACACCUGAAGAUUGCAAAGAUUUAAUCUUCAAACUUGCAAAGAGGGGUCAUACUCCAUCUCAGAUUGGUGUGAUCCUUCGAGAUUCUCACGGAGUGGCACAGGUACGUUUCCGAACAGGAAACAAAAUUCUGCGUAUUGUAAAGAGCAUGGGACUUGCUCCGGAUUUACCAGAAGAUUUGUAUUAUUUAAUUAAGAAAGCGGUUGCCAUUAGAAAGCAUUUGGAGCGUAACCGAAAAGACAAGGACAGCAAAUUCCGUUUAAUUUUGGUUGAAUCCAGAAUUCACAGGCUGGCCCGUUAUUAUAAAUCCAAAGGAUCCCUUGCACCUAACUGGAAAUAUGAAAGCUCCACAGCUAGCGCUCUUGUUGCGUAAAUUGCAAUAAUAAAGAAAAAUGUAUGAAUCAAUUUUUUCUAUUCAUUUCUUAAAUUACUAUACUUAGAAUCCUUUGUAAUAUUUCGGGAAAAAGGUGAAUAAAGUUUAUUCUUUAUUGAU